AUGGACCAUUCCUCAUCUUCUUCCUCGUCAAUGUCCAUGGCCAUGGUCUUUGUUAACAAUCACGACACCCCUCUUUUCUCCAAUGCCUGGACGCCCUCCUCCAGCGGCACCUAUGCCGGAACCUGCAUCUUCCUUAUUAUCCUCGCCAUCAUCGGACGGUGUCUCAUCGCAUUUAAAGCCAUCCUGGAACAACGAUGGGCAGCUGUUCACUUCAACCGCCGUUAUGUCGCUGUCCAAGGAAAGUCUCCCGAAGCUGGACGUAUCGACUCUGAUCCCGACGCAAAGUCUGCUUCUUUGGUGACUCCUCAGGGCGUGGAAGAAACGGUCAAGGUGGUGCGUCGCAUAACAAAAGAACCGUUACCUUGGAGGUUCAGCGUAGACUUGCCCCGGGCAUUGAUUUACCUGUGUAUUACUGGAGUGUCUUAUUUACUGAUGUUGGCUGUCAUGACAAUGAACGUGGGAUACUUCUGCUCCGUGCUUGGAGGUACUUUUCUGGGAGAACUAGCCGUGGGUCGAUAUAUACAAUGGAGCGAGCACGACCAUUGA
Aspergillus ruber CBS 135680 is the source of this 546-nucleotide messenger RNA. Its product is annotated as copper transporter family protein. Gene Ontology annotation, molecular function: copper ion transmembrane transporter activity. Gene Ontology annotation, biological process: intracellular copper ion homeostasis; copper ion transmembrane transport. The transcript has 2 exons. Bases 1 to 546 code for a protein of 181 amino acids. Gene Ontology annotation, cellular component: plasma membrane. The record is from RefSeq and is a predicted model, not a curated record. Lineage: Eukaryota; Fungi; Ascomycota; Eurotiomycetes; Eurotiales; Aspergillaceae.